CUCACACCCACACACUCACACACAGAAACACUUCCUCCAGCGCUGUUACAACGCGCGCCGUCAUUUGGCCUCCUUGAUGGUUGCCAUGGAGAUGUCAUUGAUAAGGUGGACGAACUGAUUUCCCUUUCUGCGUGGAACCAAAAGAAGUGCUGCGUGCAGACGCAGAGCGGCGCUGAGGCACGCCAGCAUCCUCCAUCCGUCGCCGGAACAGCAGGUCCAUGUCUGCAGCACGCAGCCGAACCUGACGGCCCGCAAGCCGACGUCUGAACUCACCAUCUGGGACUGGGAGUGAUGGAAGGCGAAGCCUACCUUCCAGGUGUCGCCGCAGACUCAGCCAAUCCGCUGUUGAGAGCGGUUUUCCUCCGCCGGCUGAGGCUCACUCGCCUGCUCUUGGAGGGAGGAGCUUACAUCAAUGAGAGCGACGGUCAAGGUCACACACCGCUGAUGGUGGCCUGCAGGACCAGAUACGCUGAUUCCCAGAGCGCCAGCCGGGUCAAGCUCAUCCAGUUUCUUCUGGAGAAAGGCGCCGACCCCAACAUCCAAGACACUGAGGGGCGGUCUGCGCUCAUGCACGCCUGCAGGGAGCAGGCCGGGCCCGAGGUGGUGUCCCUGCUCCUGGACAACGGGGCCGACGUCAGCCUGCAGGACCGGUCGGGAUCAUCGGCUCUGGUCGACGCGGUCACGGCUGGAGACUGGAAGGUGCUGAAGCUGCUGCUGGACUCGUGCAAAGCCAAAGGGAAAGAGGUGAUCAUCAUCACCACCGACAAAAUCCCAAACCAGACUAAAUCCCAAACAAAAGCGAAGCAGUACCUCAGCAUCCCCCCCACCGAUCCGGCAAAUCAGAGCCACAGAUUCCUGCUGACCGCUCCCACCUCUCCAUCGGAAAUCCAGCUCCUCACCUCGCCAUCGGGCUCAUUGUCCACACCCAUCUUUACCUUUAAAGACGAGCAGAUCUGUCGGGUAAACUCCCACCCGUGUUCCCCGUCCCGCCAUCGGGGGCUGGGUCAAGCAGCAGCCAGCGGACAACCGCAGCACCUGCUGAGGCUGAACUCUGAGCCCUGGCUGAAGAUCCCAGCAUCGAUCAGCCAGCAGCCUCACACGGGCCUCAGCCACACUGAGGAUGUCUCUGUCCGAGUUCCCAAACUGGACCAGAACUUCAACACAAACUCUGAAUGCCAAAAAUGGUGGAAAGGUGAUGACAAAAUGGACUGUACACAAAAGAUCGCGGUACCUGGCCUGCUGUCGUCCCACUCUGCCUCUCACCCCAAUCUGAAUUCUGAAGUCCUCGCUGCAUAUUCAGUCCACUCUUCCUCCAGUCUUUUGGGCGGUAAAAAGCUGGACACUGCUCCUCACGCCUCAUCAAGUCUUUGUAGUGUAGUCCAGAAGCGUCAGCUUGGAGCAGAUAUCUACAGCUCUGAUCCCCAGCUAGCCCGAGAUGUUCUGAACCUGCCAGAGGAGCAGAGAACCAGAGAUUCACCGAACGGAAAGAAGCUGGCGCCUUUACGCUGCUCCAGCACGCUGGGCUCCAGAGAGGCGCUGUCCACCCACAACAAGAGAGUCCUGUUUGGACACGAGCGCAGAGGCUCUGGGACCUUCUUACUGGACCGAAACCUCCAGGCCAGACCUCGGUCCCUGCCCCCUUUGAUCAACACCCCCAGCCUCAAUGUUCUCAGUGCCAUCCCUGGGUCAAACAUCUACGAAAAAGAGUCCAUCCAGAGAGGGUUCCUGCCCUCCGCUCCACCGGGACAGCCCAGAGAUCUGACCCGGAGGACGCUCCUGAGGAGACACUCCAUGCAGACGGAACAGUUCAAAAGCUCCGUCUGACCUGCAGCAGUACCGAGGAACCAAACCCACCACGACUGAGCUGGGAAAGUCCUUUUAAUUCCACAAAUUGCUGCAAAUGGAAGAAAUCUGUGGCUUUGCUGUUGCUUUUUUCCAUUUUCAGCAUCUUUCAGGAAUCAUUUUUCCUCCAGAAACUCAACAGGAGCCCAGUUUGACUUUAAAAAGCGGCCAGACGUUUCACUUUCGUGUGAACAUUGAGAUUAGAAAGCAAAUUGGGUGUUUGGCAAAGUCACAUGAUCAGGAGGAGACUUUGACGUGGUGUACCUGUUCACCUGCAGGGUUUUUUGUGACGUAUGGAGAGGGUGGGCGGGUCCUGGUAUUCACUGUUGAGCGCUUAAUUUGUCAGGCUUGCCUGAAAUGAUUUUGGAAACUUUAGGAAGAGGUUUUGUGGUUGUUACAUAUUUGUUUGUUCAAAAAUAAAAAAUAAAGACUUUGGUGGUCA
Molecule: messenger RNA, 2284 nt
Organism: Oryzias latipes (Japanese medaka)
Lineage: Eukaryota; Metazoa; Chordata; Actinopteri; Beloniformes; Adrianichthyidae
Gene: ankrd34ba
Product: ankyrin repeat domain 34Ba
Molecular function (GO): protein binding
Source: RefSeq, a predicted model, not a curated record